GAAACCUAUAAGCCACUGACCUGAAACAUUCACAAAACUCACGAAAAACCCAAAAUCCUUAUUUAUUUCAAUCCUUGUCUUUAUUGUUCUUGGAGUUCUACUUUUAUUGGGAUUGUUCGAUGCUUCUCCUGUUCAUUAUUGGAUUUUCUUCAUCUAAUCUUAAAUGCCCUGUUUCUCCCUUUUUGUAUCUUCCUAUUUCAUGUUUUAUAUUGAUGCAGCAACAAGGGUUUCAAAGCAAUCCUUGACUUUUCAUAAGUUCACCGUAAAGUUGUUAACUUUAGCUUAUAUUAUUCAGAAAUCAACAAUCAGUUCCGGCACUGCUGUUUUCUGCACAACAUGAGUGAUUCUAAGGUAUUUUUAUUUGGUUCAUUUACUGAAGAUGAAACAAAGUCAUUGCUGAACCAGCCAUCUGGUUGUGAUGGGAAUAGGCAUGUGGAAGAAAAGGUGCCAGUUAAUUCCUCAAAAUCGGAGCCUGAUUUUUCUUUUGGAAGUUUCAAUGCUGUAUCCAAUUCUCAACCCGCUUAUUUAAAAGAGAGAGUAGGCUCAGAUUCCUCUACUACUCUCAAGGAGGAGAAAGCUGGGGCAGAUAACUUGCUCAGAGAAAUCAAACUGAAUGGAGAUGUCCACAAUGAUUACUACAUCAAUGGACAUGAAGAAUCUGCAAUGGUACACAAUAUUGACUUGAGCAAUUUAUGUGUGUUGGAAGAUGAGGCUAAAGCUAUCAACAAGUUGUCUAGAACUACUGGACGAGAUGAUGAUGCACUGCUCAAUAAAGGAAAAUUGAAUGGGACCACUAGCAAUUCAGCAAAAAGUGUACAUUCAGAACAGGCCCUCCCAGAGGUAUCUGGUGGUCCUCUUGAUGUUGCGGGCUUGCUACCUCGUGGUUUAAUCAACUCAGGGAACUUAUGCUUCCUUAAUGCUACAUUACAAGCUCUUUUGUCCUGUUCUCCUUUUGUUGAGCUUUUACUAAAGCUAAGGAUACUCAGUAUUUCCAAGGCUGAGUAUCCAACAUUAGCUGCAUUUGUGGGGUUUCUUUCUCAGUUUGUUGUACCUAGUUCUACAAGUUCAAUGAAGAAAGAUGCAACCAGUGUUGAAGUUGGUACUCCCUUCAGCCCAGCAAUGUUUGACACAGUUCUGAAGAAAUUUACUCCUGAUGUGCCUAAGUCCAUUUCUGGCAGGCCAAGACAAGAAGAUGCACAGGAGUUCCUGAGUUUUGUAAUGGAUCAGAUGCAUGGUGAAUUACUAAAGCUUGAAGGGCAAUCAGGUUCAAGUGGGAAAAAUUCUUCUGUUGUUUCAUCGGAAGACGAUGAAGAAUGGGAAACUGUUGGCCCAAAGAACAAGUCUGCAGUCACAAGAACUCAGGACUUCGUUCCUUCAAACUUGAGUGCCAUUUUUGGGGGGCAGUUGAAGAGUCUUGUAAAAGCGAGAGGGAACAAAGCCUCUGCGACAGUUCAACCAUUUUUGGUGGUCCAUCUUGAUAUUUCACACGAAGCUGUUCAUAACAUUCAAGAUGCUCUCCGCCUAUUUUCUGCCCCUGAGACACUCGAGGGAUAUAGAACUACCGUAGGAAAGGUUGGAGUGGCUACUGCUAGGAAAUCCAUCAGCAUACAGACGCUGCCUAAGAUGCUGAUUUUACACCUGAAGCGGUUUGGUUAUGGAAGCUAUGGAAGUACCAAAUUGCAUAAACCGGUGCAUUUUCCUUUGGAACUAGUGAUAAGCCGUGAUUUGCUUGCUUCUUCGACUACUGAGGGUCGACAAUAUCAACUUGUUUCCACAAUCACCCACCAUGGUAGGGAAGCUUCUAAGGGGCAUUACACUGCUGAUUGUCGUCACCAGAGUGGGAAGUGGUUGCGGUUUGAUGAUGCUUCUGUUACUGCUGUCACCACCAACAGAGUGCUGCAUGAUCAAGCUUACGUUCUAUUCUAUAAACAAGUAUAGGCAACCUGCUAACGGAGCUGGGAAAGAAGAAGACAUUCUUAAGCCAUUGGACAUUGCAACAUCAGGCUUCUGCAGUGUUGUGUAGUCCAGGGUUGUCUGAGAUAACUACUAUUUACAAGGUCAUCAGGGAAAUGGAGCAUCCAUUGUCAUCCAUGUAUUGUGGUAAAUGUAUGGAAUUUUGUUACCAGUUUCAUUUUGUACCCUCUCAUCAUUGCACUAGGGAAAUUUGACUAUUCUGAAGUGAGCGUCUGAGGUCUAGAUGUUUCUUGAUUUUCGAUUAUCGAUACAUGAGUCUGUCUCCUUUCUUCAGUUAUAUUAUAUAGAAGCAUUUGCUUAUUGAUAGAU
Solanum stenotomum is the source of this 2283-nucleotide messenger RNA. Its product is annotated as ubiquitin carboxyl-terminal hydrolase 24-like. The record is from RefSeq and is a predicted model, not a curated record. Gene Ontology annotation, biological process: protein deubiquitination. The transcript has 6 exons. Lineage: Eukaryota; Viridiplantae; Streptophyta; Magnoliopsida; Solanales; Solanaceae. Bases 337 to 1938 code for a protein of 533 amino acids. Gene Ontology annotation, molecular function: cysteine-type endopeptidase activity; cysteine-type deubiquitinase activity. Gene Ontology annotation, cellular component: cytosol; nucleus.